AUUAUAUGAGAUUUGAGGUUAAAGAUGGCAGUGCUGAUUUUCUGGGUCGCAACGCCGUCUGGACGUGUGGAAAGUUACUAACAUUUCGAAGUAAUUACUGCUUAUAUUUUCAGCCCUGAAGAUCAUAGAGAAAAGAAAUCAGCACAAUAUGAACAAAUCUGGUUAGAUUAUAUUACAAAGAUAAGAUUAACAACCAGAAGGAACACAAAUAGCUAUACGACGAUUAAAGAGAUUAGCAGACGGAUAAAAUAUUUAGGUCGAAAAAGGAAAUUUAUUGCCCUAACUUCGUUUCUAGAAGAAGACAAAUGAAAUGUCUGAGCAAAUCAGGCGAGGAUAAUAAUAUUAAGUCUGAAGGUCAUUGUGAGUGGAGACGAGUGUCUUUUUUAAUAUUAUAUGUAUAAUAUAGCUCCUGAUUAGGCCUACUUGAAUAAAUUUGAAAAAUCAGACACUGAAAAUCUAGAGACAAAUUCGAGACUUAUGUUUUGUUGUUGAAAAUAGCUAUUUUCUGGGAUAUUUCACCUUAUAUGCUGGUAGAUAUUGACUAACUUUACAGAGAGACUUACUGCCUUCAUCAUCAGGGUGAUCACUAAGCUCUUCUGAAACGUCGUCAAUAUAUCUCAGAAAACAUGGUGCAAUAUCCCAGCUGUUGCCGCGAGAACCUGAUACGUCACCCACUGUUUAAUUUAUUUCCUACAUAAUUGUUUCAAAAAUUUUAAAAAGACUCGCACCAGCAGAAAUGCAUUUGGAGUGAUGGUCUGUAAAUAAAUAAAUAAAAAAUACAUUUCAUAACAUGGAUUCACAACAGAAACAUGCAUACUACACAAAUGGUGAUUUGGUCACCAUGAAAUUAUAAUUCUGUAACUAAUUUUUAUAAUAAAGGAGCAUUAAAAAUUAUGCUACUAAUAAUUCAAGGAAUGUAUUUGCACAUGUAAUAUCCACCUCUGCAGUUCACGUUCUGCGAUUACGUUGACAUGAAUUUGUCUCCUACUACAAUACACGCUCAUAGACAUCUCAGUCUGUGCUCUGUCAAAAUUUCUUGUGUAGGCAAUUCGACGUAUAAAAUGAAAGAACACGUGUGCAUUAUGAGAUUACAUUUUCAGUGUACGAACUAAAGAUCCUCUACUUAUUCAGGCAACAUGUUUGUCUCUUUGACUGAUGUUUGGCACUGUUAGUAACAGAAAUAUAAUUUGUGUGUUGUGUGAUACUUUUAUGCUAACAACUACAAUUUCAAAGAGACGCAAACUGUUAUUUAAACGCAAAUCAGUACGCCACCGGGAGCACAAAAAAGUGUUGGACACUGUUUCUUUUUUCAGCUAAGAACUGCAAAAUACCUCUGUUAUCACUGAAAUCACAAUCAGGAUUUUCUAAUAAUGUUCCAGUGGAAGAAACGUCUUAAGUUGUAAGGUUUAUGUGUAGUGGCUUCCACAAAAUGAUGAAAGUUUUCUGGCUGGGGGGAAGGGGGGCAGCUGAAAUAUGGUCUUCACUAGAAUGCAUAGCAGAAGUCAUAAUGCAGCCUGUGCUACAAAAUAUUACGAAUGUUUUACAAAGUUCAAGUAUUUGGGAACGAAAAUGUGGAAUAAAAGUGAGAAUAAUAUUUGUUUUACAUGAAAGGCCGUAACAGAAGGGAUUAUAUCCGUGGUUCUAAAUGAAUUCACGAAUUUAUCCUACAGAUUUUUCAUUCAUUUAUUUGUUAAAUGAUCAAUAAUUGUACGUCAAUGAUUAAUCAGCAAUGUUAAUAAAGUAAUGUUUAAAGUUAUUUAGCCCAAUAUUAAUGGAUUCGUCUAAUUGCAAAAGAAAGAUUUGUACAAAUCUAUUAAAAUUUCGAAAUUAAGGUUUUCUUGCAAUUCUAAGAAUCGGAAAUAAAGCAAGAAUUCUAUGAGUGACAGAAGACUUCAAAGUUUAUAAAAAUGAAAAUAAUAUCAGAAUAUGAGAAUUAUUCGCAUCUAUAAUCUCAAAUUACUGAAGAUAUGAGUUCAUAAGCAAUUCCAAUAUGUCUGCAGUGAGAUUCUCUGUGUGAAUUUCCUUGCUAGCCACAAUAUUAAACUGAGUUUAAACUAAAAGGCCAACAAGAGGGAGCAAGAUUGUAAAAUGCAAGCGAAAUUCAAAUUUUAUGUUCAAUACAUUUUUCGCAAGUCAUUUGGUUUUCGAGAUAAUUUUUGUUGUUGUGACAUUUCAUAACUCGAAUCCCUGGACAGAUUUUGAUCAAAUGUUGUUCUGUUGUAGGUCCUUGUUCGUCAACCCAACCCGUGUUACGCUGUUUACGAGGCAUUUUCAAAAUUUCGCAUCCGCGGAUUGAAAAUCUAAUGGCAAUAACAGAACAAAAGUGCCAAAUACACAACUGAAAAUACUGCGAGCACUACACCAGUUACGUCAUACGUUUGUCGUGAAGAUCUACUUGAAGUCGUUGAGGACAUAGUCCAGUGACAACCUUCGUUGAACAGCGAACGACACAUUUCUUAGACAGAUGAGAAACUAUUGACGUAUUUCGAAAAAUACUCUUGAGCAAUCGGUAGUGCCUUUUAUGGACCACAAAGAUUCAUUACUAUUUUAAGUGAAACCCGCAGCUGAUAAUUAUCCUGUCAUUUUAGGUCUAAUUUACAUCUUCACAAUCAAUUCCUCUGAGAUUCAUUGUAAAGUUUAUAUUCUCAUGCAUCAUAUAACAAAACAAAAUAAUAAAAUAUAAAUACCAUACUUUAGAUUAUCACUUGUUCAACUGCAUUAGGAAUGGAUGGUAUACGCUAUAACUAUCAGAUUUCUUUCGAUGUUUUUAAACAUAAUUUUGUUCACAUAUUAUCUCCUCUUGUGCACUAAAAUCCACUUUCUUAAUCCUCCUUCACUGUGAUCAAAGCAUACAUGAUCAUGUAAAGUUCGGUCACGUUGUCGUCCCUCUCUUUGGUCUGCUCGCCGCUUUGCUCUUCACAUCUAGCAGCGAGACCAAAUACGCAAAUGCGGAGGACUGUUCUAGUUCUCGAAAGUGAAGCAAGGUCUCUGAAAAUAUAAGUAGCACCGUUGGACAAGUUCCUUACACUUUAACCUUGUUAUAGUUAAGUACCGUUUCUCGGCUUAUAAAUGCAUGUUGGCAUCAGUUUAGUGUCGCGCUGGCCAGAGGAGAGGACACGGGACCAUGAAUGUGCCGUUAUUUGUACUGCAAUGGAGCGGCGUAAUCACAUUGUGUCUAUGCCAUUUGACGACUGGGUCUAUGAUCGCCCUGGAACGUCAACACAGCAACAUCGGCUUGGUGGGAGGUCCCUAUGAGAGCCGCAACGCUAACGGCACGGGAGACAGUCAGCAGCGAAGCCAGUCGUCCAUUUUGGAAGCUGUUGGCCACGGCAUUGGUGGGUUUGUGAACUCGUGGCUGGGUCCUUUAGCUAGUGGCGUGGGUUCAGUAUUGGGAGGAAUCAGCUCCUCUCUCGUCACCAUGACACCUGGAGGGCCAAUUCCGUCCCCAAACAACGCCAUAAUUGAGCCUUUCAGUGACGUCACACCGACUUCCGUCGACAAUGAAGGAAUUUAUGAAAAUCCAUUGCCAGACAGGACGCCAGAAUUCCAGCAUGAUGAUUAUCAGUUCGAGCCCGGAGAAACGGGACCAUCAGCUAUAAGUACACUGGAACCACUUGCGUCGUAACAGGUUUGGGGUGCAACAUACUUGGGGUUACAGAAUAUA
This is a messenger RNA of Zootermopsis nevadensis, 3664 nucleotides long. RefSeq lists its product as uncharacterized. Lineage: Eukaryota; Metazoa; Arthropoda; Insecta; Blattodea; Termopsidae. The record is from RefSeq and is a predicted model, not a curated record.